AUGACAGAACCAGCAUCCAGAAAACAAGGAUUCAAAAAGUGUCGGAGUGCCACUUUCAGCAUUGAUGGCUUCAGCUUCACCAUUGUCGCCAAUGAAACCAAGGAGAACGUCCCUCGUCCUCUGGCUCGCUUCUCACGUUCUCGCUCCCAGAAUGCACUGGGCACUGCCGUCACAGCUGUGGCCGGACUCGCGGAGCGGAAACCUCCCGCGGACCCCCGCAGUGCGGAGGAGAUCCUGGACGAGGAGCUGCCGGGUCCUGAUGCUGCCGACGCCCUGGAGAAGGCUGCAGUCAGGUUGCGGUGUCUGGUGAAGCAGCUGGACCGCGGAGAGGCGUCGGUGGCGGAGCUGAAGAAGAGCCUGGAGUACGCUGCGUCCGUCUUCGAGUCUCUGUACAUGGAGGAGAGCAGGCGGCUGGCGGAUCCCGAGGACGAGCUGAGCGACAUCCAGUCGGACUCCGUGCCGGUGGAAGUCCGUGACUGGCUGGCUUCAACGUUCACCCGCCAGAGGGGUUUGGUGGUGCGCCGCAACGAGGACAAGCCACGCUUCCGCAGCAUCGUCCACGUCGUGCAGGCUGGGAUUUUUGUGGAGAGGAUGUACAGACGGACAUCCCAUAAUGCCUGUCUCAGUUACCCUCCAAAUGCCAUUGCUGUCCUCAAGCAUGCAGACACCUGGUGCUUCGAUGUGUUCGCUCUGAAUGACGCCAGUGGAGACCACGCUCUGAAAUUUGUUUUUUAUGAGCUUCUCACAAGAUACGACGUCAUAAAUCAUUUCAAGGUCCCAGUUUCUGCUCUGCUGUCAUUUGUGGACUCGUUGGAGGUCGGCUACAGUAAACACAGGAAUCCCUACCAUAACCUGGUGCAUGCGGCAGACGUCACUCAGACCAUCCACUACCUGCUGCUCAAGACCGGCAUGGUGCACUGGCUAACAGAGCUGGAGAUCUUUGCGAUUAUUUUUGCAGCUGCCAUCCAUGACUACGAGCACACUGGGACCACCAAUAACUUCCACAUACAGACCAGGUCACAUGAAGCCCUGCUGUACAACGACCGCGCUGUCCUGGAGAACCACCAUGUGAGCGCCGCGUAUCGUCUUCUGCAAGAGGACGACAUGAAUAUGCUGUCUAAUCUUUCCAGAGAUGACUGGAGGGAACUGCGGAACCUGGUGGUGGAGAUGGUGCUAGCCACUGACAUGUCCUGCCACUUCCAGCAGAUUAAAGCCAUGAAGAACUAUCUGCAACAGCCUGAGUCCAUUGACAAACCCAAGGCCUUGUCCCUGCUGCUUCACACUGCUGAUAUCAGCCACCCUGCCAAACGCUGGGAGCUGCACCACCGCUGGACGGCCUCUCUGCUGGAGGAGUUCUUCAGACAGGGGGAUAAAGAAGCAGAGCUGGGUCUGCCGUUCUCUCCUCUGUGUGACCGUAAAUCCACCAUGGUGGCCCAGUCACAGAUCGGCUUCAUUGACUUCAUUGUGGAGCCGACAUUCACUGUCUUGACAGAAAUGAUUGAGAAAAUUGUGACACCGCUCAUUGAGGAGGCAUCUCAGGCUGGUUCCUCUGGUUUCAGCAGCAGGAGCGGCAGUGAGGGGAAACCUUCCAGCAAGAAGAGCGGCGGCUCGGAGGUCAGCUGCUCGCUGACCACCGUGGACCUCCACAGCUUCAAGGGCACAUGGAACCAAGAAAUCCAGAAGAACCGAGAGAAGUGGAAAGCCCAGGCCAAAGACGCCGUGUCCUCCCCCAGACGCCGUGUCCUCUCCCAGACGCCGUGUCCUCCCCCAGACGCCGUGUCCUCCCCAGACGCCGUGUCCUCCCCAGACGCCGUGUCCUCCCCCAGACGCCACGCCGUGUCCUCCCUCAGACACCUUGUCCUCCCCCACACGCCGUGUCCUCCCCCAGACGCCGUGUCCUCCCUCAGACACCUUGUCCUCCCCCACACGCCGUGUCCUCCCCCAGACGCCGUGUCCUCCCUCAGACCCCUUGUCCUCCCCCACACGCCGUGUCCUCCCCCAGACGCCGUGUCCUCCCUCAGACACCUUGUCCUCCCCCACACGCCGUGUCCUCCCCCAGACGCCGUGUCCUCCCUCAGACGCCACGCCGUGUCCUCCCCCAGACACCUUGUCCUCCCCCAGACGCCGUGUCCUCCCCCAGACGCCGUGUCCUCCCUCAGACACCUUGUCCUCCCCCACACGCCGUGUCCUCCCCCAGACGCCGUGUCCUCCCUCAGACACCUUGUCCUCCCCCACACGCCGUGUCCUCCCCCAGACGCCGUGUCCUCCCUCAGACACCUUGUCCUCCCCCACACGCCGUGUCCUCCCCCAGACGCCGUGUCCUCCCUCAGACGCCGUGUCCUCCCCCAGACACCUUGUCCUCCCCCAGACGCCGUGUCCUCCCUCAGACGCCGUGUCCUCCCCCACACGCCGUGUCCUCCCCAGACGCCGUGUCCUCCCCCAGACGCCGUGUCCUCCCUCAGACACCUUGUCCUCCCCCAGCCGCCGUGUCCUCCCCCAGACGCCGUGUCCUCCCCAGACGCCGUGUCCUUCCCAGCGAUCACCAUCAGCCAGCAGAGUCUCACAUCUGUUCCUUCUGAAUUCUACCGACAUGGAAAUGUGACCACAGUCAUUCCAAACUCUUCACAGAACUGUGAGACUCAGUCCAGCAUGCAGACCCAGAGUGAAGCGGGACAGACCAGGGGUCAGGGAGAGUCCCGAGUGGUGGACUGUGGUGGAUCCACUGAGAACCGACUGAACACGGACUGA
This is a messenger RNA of Salarias fasciatus (jewelled blenny), 2748 nucleotides long. Its product is annotated as calcium/calmodulin-dependent 3',5'-cyclic nucleotide phosphodiesterase 1A-like. The transcript has 19 exons. Gene Ontology annotation, biological process: signal transduction. The coding region runs from base 1 to 2748 and encodes 915 amino acids. Lineage: Eukaryota; Metazoa; Chordata; Actinopteri; Blenniiformes; Blenniidae. The record is from RefSeq and is a predicted model, not a curated record. Gene Ontology annotation, molecular function: 3',5'-cyclic-nucleotide phosphodiesterase activity.